This is a messenger RNA of Melampsora larici-populina 98AG31, 786 nucleotides long. RefSeq lists its product as uncharacterized. The transcript is spliced from 6 exons. The record is from RefSeq and is a predicted model, not a curated record. Bases 1 to 786 code for a protein of 261 amino acids. NCBI's taxonomy places the organism in Eukaryota, Fungi, Basidiomycota, Pucciniomycetes, Pucciniales, Melampsoraceae.
AUGAGACAGUCCAAUCGCUUUUUUGGCAAAGUGCCUUGUCUGAGUCUGGUAGUCUUUUCUGCAAUUGCCAAUGCUGGCCCUCAGCAAUCAAGACGAAAACAGUCACAAGCCAAAAGUCCCACAAUCCCUAUUAAAGUAACAAUUAUAUUUUGGACGAAGGACGAAAACGGUCUCCACGGGAUCAGCUUGCACAUUGCCGCCGAGCGGGAUCAGUGCAAAAUAAAAGAAAAACGCGCUUACAGGAUUGAAGGACAAGUGGGAAUUAGUGAAACUCAUAGCACACCCAUAAUCUUGGAGUUCUCUGCAAGCACUAUUGUAAUUGACCAUGCCAAAGUCCUCCCGAAUUGUUUGGCCAAUAAGACUUGUGCACAAGGUGUAGGUCGGAUAGUAGAUUGUUCAAUCAGGCGCACAACUGGCAAAACCUUUAAGGUCAUAAAGGUUUUGCAUCAAUGCUGGAAUCCCGAACAAACCCAUGGUCUUGAUUUCCACGCUAACUACUUGCUGGACAACAUCAACUUGAAACUAAUCAAAGCGCUGGCAGUUGGCAACCUCAUCAGUUUACAUGGAAAUGUUGUGUCGUAUGCAAUUGACAACACCUGGGAGAUACAGUGGUGCUUUGGUCGUGAUCCACUGGGUGAAGAGCCAAUCACCAGUUGGAUCAUCAUUACAAAUUACAAAUCAUCCUCCUGCCUGAGCAUGGAUGAGAUGACACAGUAUAAAGGCAAAGCAAUUGUUUAUUUGACAGAAAGGAAACCUUUCUUCAUUGGGGUGGUUGAAGGCUUAUGA